GCCCCUGCUUUCUCAUGAUAAGGAAGGCAGGGCCGAGCUGCUGCUCUGCAAACAGCUCAACUCUUUGGAAGAGAGCGGGGCCGGCCGGAGCACAAUACAGGACGCAGCCUCUGUGGGAGAGCGACUGAAGAACAACGGGGCAGCCAAGGAGACCACAGAAAUACUCUUCCCCCAAAUCCCCAAGUCCGCACAGAGAGAGGAGACAAAGACGGUGCAGAGAGCAACAAAAGCAUUCUUUGCUUUCAGUCCAGCAGCAAAAGAGACAAAAAAAAAUAAAAUAACAAUAAGCUGAGCAAGAUCAUUUUCCCUUGAGAUCCAAAUUGAAGGAGAUAGGCGUGACAGUUGCAUUUGUAAUCAGAGCAACAUCUCCAAAAAACAAGGUGAGGGCCAGUGGAGCUGUGCUGCAUGAAGGACGGAUCCGUCUGGAGGAAGACGAACUCAGAGACAGGAUGAGGGCGACGCUGACCGUCACCUGGCUGCUGCUUUCACUGAGCAUCUGUUCAGAGAGCAGUGACGUUUCCACCACAAAACCAGAUGAAACAGGGAAACCAACAAAUGCUCCUACUGUUUCACCUAAUUCAAUCAUUGCCUCGGUCUCACCAGAAUACAGUCAUCAGUCUGAAAAGCCAACGAGUGAAGCCCCGUCCAUAGGAACAACGGCUCAGCAGCAACCCACAACGGCCACCAGCAACCCUCCCACUGUGACAACCGCUACUACAGCACAGUCAAAAACCAGUACACAGAUCUUAACCAUACCUGCCACCUCGUCUGGUGCCAUCAAUCCUCCAACCACCACUGUCACCGCCUCCAUUACGACUGUCAUCUCUACCUCGACAACAAACCAAACUACAGGGAGUCCUGGCAGCAACAGCAAUUCAGUGUUGACUACAGCUACUGAGCCCAACAGAGGUACUGUGGCAUCGGCCUUGAAACCAAGUGAAAAUGCUACGGAGAAGACAACCAACACAGCUGGUCCACCGGUGGGGCCAACGUCUCAGAGGAGCCAAGCAACAUUGACGGCUGCCAGCAGCAACGAGGGCAGCAAAGCAGGUCCCACUCCACAGACUGUGACAAAGACGGGGUUGGUGUCGACUGCACCUUCAAACUCCGGCCAGGUCCCAGAGAGGAGCUCCACCCCCGGCAACACUCCCACUGCAAAACACACUCUUGUCAUCACUCAAAGCUCGACCCCUGAGGCCACGACACGACCUGGGGGGACUGAGACAAACACUGAGACAUUUAUGUUUUCUCUGAGCGAUUCAGAGUCAACGAAAAACAAAACUCUGGUGCAAUUGUGCAAGAGCUUCAUGUCCAGCCUGCGUAACGGUACCUGCUUCGCUACGCUGCGGAAUAACGGGAGUAAGAUUGGCAGUUUGAAGAUUGAAGUCGACAUCAAUCUGGUACAGGAGCAACUUUCAAAACUCAAUGCAGAAAAAAAACCUGCCGAAGAACCGACAGACAACAAAACCCUGACAGCCAUCCUGGCCUCAUGUGGAGCCCUGCUCAUCAUGAUCAUCAUCCUGGGCGUCUGCGUGUCCCAACGCCGCAAGCCGUACAACGAGAACCAGCUGCACCUGACCGAAGAGCUGCACACGGUGGAGAAUGGUUACCAUGACAACCCCACGCUGGAGGUGAUGGAGGUGCAGCCAGAGAUGCAGGAGAAGAAGAUGGCGCUGAACGGGGAAUUCAGCGACAGCUGGAUCGUCCCCAUCGACAACCUGAUGAAGGAGGACGCGCCCGACGAGGAGGACACCCACCUGUGAGGACGAGGCGGCUGGACCCGGGUUCCACCCACUUCCACAGCGCACGGCUGGUGUUUGAAACAGUGGCAAAAUCAACAUACUGAGCUAAAUUGAAAAACUUCACCAAAUCAAUCACUGACUAUGACAUUACUCCAAAAAUCUGCUAUGGUUGACAUUCUGCUCCCCCAGGCCACCCUGUCAGUAUAUCAGUGAGUGUCUGACAAACAGUCAUGCCUUUUGAAAACCAGCUAGAAUGUCUGCUUAGAGAGUUGGAAAUAUGGAAAUAUGUUAUGGUAAACUCACUCAUGUGCCGCUCUGGGUGAAGAGCCAUGCUCUGUCUGCUUGUCAAAAACCACCACUGCCCACUCACAAAAGUAUCAAUCACUUACUGCACCUGUAAUUUAUGAAAAGAAAUGGGACGGAAAAGCCCGGAAACAUGGUUCUGUUCCCGGUCCGGCUGGGUAACCGGGUUUCUGAUCUCCUCGGCUGGUCCAAGAGUUUUAACUUCGACGACGUCAGGAUACUUUAAAGCAUUCUGGUGAUCCAGAAGACGGCUGAACAGAUCCAGCUGAGCACUAACAUCUCACCUGAGGAAGCUCAGCCUGUACAGGCAGAUCAGAUCAGUAGGAGUCAGAUUACUGACAAGGUCACAUGUGAAUAUUAUGCUUUUUAGCCCCAUUUAUUAUGUCUUCAAUUAAGACAGAACACUGAAUAUUCCAUCAUUGAUGAAAUAUCUGCUCUCAUGCAGUAGGUGUUCAUGAGUGGAAGUUGCCACAAAGUGUCCUGCAAAUAGAGGCUUGACUGCCAACUUUUGCAAUGUCUGCAUGCAUUUAUUAUAUGUUUUGUCAGAUUAUUUGAUAAUUCAUUUGAAAGUUACAGGGUUUAAAGUCACGAGCUCUCUGACAAUCAGAUCUCGUUUCAGUUGGAGCUUUGGAUGGGAUCAUUUUGCAGCACUGACAGACCAAGCUCCCAGAAACAUGUACUUUAGGAAUUAAUCUGUAAACAAAACAUCACUGAGCUGUUAAAGUAUUCACAUAGGAUCAAGGUUAAAUAGAACAAGCAUAAAACUUUCAUAGAAAUGUACAAUAUUACUUUGCACCUGCCACCUUUAGCUGCUGUUGGGUUUAUGAAGUAGAUGAAGUUGUGAUGUUCAAAUACACAACUUCACUCAGUCAUGAAUCUAAUCAUCUGUGUGGUGUGAUCAUGAAUGUGCUACAGAAACAAAAUGGAAUAAGAGACAACACUGAAAAAGUAAAUAAUUGUUUUACAUCUAAAAUUAUAUCUGAUGACGUUCCAAUGUCAGAACUAGUAAAUCCAUGGCCGUGUACCUCACAAAUUUCUGAGACGUGAUCCGGGUUACAUCCUGUUAGGAGGCAGAGCAGGGAACGCUCCAGACCUUUGCUCUUCUGGUACUGGCCGUAUUCAGAUGUCAGUGUCUUAUUUUGUCCUACCCACUCCUGGAGAACCACUUGGUACCAUCUUAUUGAAUUAAUUUUGCUCCAGAUGAUUUCUGAUAGUCCAGGAAAGCACAUGAAGAACUCCCUCAUGGACAUAACUAGAGCUGCACAAUAUAUGGAAUUAAAUGCUUUCCUGAUAUUGUGCAGUUCUGGAAAUGACAAUAUGUAACAUAUGUUGCAAACAAAUUUAGAAUAUAUUACUACCAUCAGAAUUUUGAGACAAAUUGUUCCAAGUGGAUAGAAAAGUGUUUAGUUUCCAGUGGAUGGCUGACCUGCUUCUGGGUUUAUUUAAACUGGAGAUGUUGAAAUCUACUGCUGCCCACUCCACUGGAGAAGAAAAUAAUCAAUUUUCUCACUCAGAGCUAAUAUGAGAAAGCCUGUACAUAGCUGUAGGAUUCAUGUUUUUUUAAAAGAUGUUGCUGAUAUUAAAGAAAUCAAAUCAAAGCAAUUUAUUUGGAGACGAUCACACAGAGAAGCCAAUUAUUUUUUCUAGUUUCGAUCUUUUUCAACCAAUCAGGAACUUAAUACACAUUUACCUUCUAGUUACAUAUAUAGAGGAAAAUCAGUCACUUUGUGCUCUCCAAGGUCCCCAUUCUGCUGUUUUUAUUGUGUGUAAAAUUUCACUUUUAUUAUAAAUGUGCUACUUUCACCAGACUAUGUUAACAUUCUUUAAUGUAUUUAUGGUUUGUUUGCUGCUGAAGGCGAACAGGGGUCUGACACACUGGAAAAUGUAAAUUGUUGAUGGCUCUUGCCAUCGUCUUCUUGUAUCUGUUCAGAUUUGAAAAUAAAAAACUUUUUUUUUUCCUA
Messenger RNA from Poecilia reticulata (guppy), 4006 nucleotides. It is a transcript of the gene podxl, whose product is annotated as podocalyxin-like. The record is from RefSeq and is a predicted model, not a curated record. NCBI's taxonomy places the organism in Eukaryota, Metazoa, Chordata, Actinopteri, Cyprinodontiformes, Poeciliidae. Gene Ontology annotation, biological process: negative regulation of cell-cell adhesion; cell migration; regulation of microvillus assembly. Gene Ontology annotation, cellular component: apical plasma membrane; microvillus membrane.